This is a messenger RNA of Oryza sativa Japonica Group (Japanese rice), 1538 nucleotides long. RefSeq lists its product as uncharacterized. The record is from RefSeq and is a predicted model, not a curated record. NCBI's taxonomy places the organism in Eukaryota, Viridiplantae, Streptophyta, Magnoliopsida, Poales, Poaceae.
CGUUGCGUCUUCAAAUUCCAUCCACGUUGAGGCCGCGAUUUUAACUGCGAAGCGAACGACCUCAAAUUUCAUCCUCGAUUCUCGCGCCGCGAUCUUAUCUUAAAUGUGAAGUGAAGGUACGCGGCGCGCGGUGAACUCGCGAUAAUGGCGGUGGCGGCGGCGGACGGCAUCGCCGCACUCGUCGACUGGUCCGACCUUCUGCCGGUGAUCCUCGAGGACAUCUCCCAGCGCGUCCAUGGCGACGACCGCGCCGUGUUUGCCGCCGUCUGCAAGUCGUGGCGGCGCGCGGCGAGCGCGGCGGGCCCUCGCCUCAGCCGCCACUCCCUCCACCUUGUGGCGCUCUGCUCCGGCGCCAACGCCGUCGACUUCUCCUCCCGCCACGGCGACGUCGUCAAGACGGCGUACCUCGGCAGCGGCGGCGCGCGCCCCCACCGCAUCAUCGGCUGCUCCCACGGCUGGCUCGUCGUCGUGGACGAGGCGUGCCGCGCCUCCCUCCUCGAGCCCUUCACCGACGGCGCGCAGGUACCCCUGCCGCCCGUCACGUCGUUCGACUGCGAGUACUUCGUCACGGCCGUCGGUGGCGACGGCGACGGCGUCCCGGAAUACUUCGCGGUGGACAAUCACGCCUAUCACCACCAUCUCCAAGGCCAUCGCAAGAUCGAGUGGAAGCCUCCCAAAUUGGUGCCGGUCCAGUCGAUGCGCGAUGAGUUCUUCCAGAAGGCGGCCAUCGCCCCGGGGAGCCACCGGAAGGAGAGCUACGCCGCCGUGAUGGUAAGCCACAGCGGCGGCUCCGGGCUGGCAUUCGCGAGGUCCGGCGACGACCGCUGGACGUCGCUGCCCACCCAGGCAUUGACGCGGUACGCGGACGUCAUCUGGCACAACGGCGCGUUCUACACGCUCACCCGCGGCGACGGCGCCGUGGAGGCGUGGGAGCCGGACGGCCGCGCCCUGAAGCCACGGCUCGUGACGGGGCCGGUCAUGAGGUGGGAGUUCAAGCGGCUGGUGGAAUUCCACAGCGACACGUUCCACCAGCCGGCGUUCUACGAGGGCGCGAGGUACCUGGCCAAGCAGGCGGACGGCGGCGGGGGGCUACUGGUGGUGAGCACCGUGGCCAUCCUCGACGACAGCAACGCGCUGCGGGCGCGGCGGUUCAAGGUGUUCGACGUGGACGAGGACAAGGGCGAGUGGCGCUCCCGGGACGACGUCGGCGACGCCGCAGUGCUGGUGGGGAUCAACCACGGCGAGUGCGUGUCGACGCGGGAGUACCCGUGCCUGAAGCCCAACUGCGUGUACUACGUGGUCAAGUCGUUCGCGGCGGAUUUCGAGGAGGAGGAGAAGGGAUGCUCGCGGUACGAGAGCGGCGUGUGCGAUGUCAAGACGGGGGUGGCGUCCAGGAUGUCGGUGUUUCGGCGCGCCGCCGGCGGCCAUCCUGUUUGGUUUGUGCCCUCCGCUGUUUCUCGCAGGUGAAGUGAUGACAAAUUUGAAAACCGUGUACUUAAAUUUCAGAAAUUUCAAGGGAUUUUAGUUACCCAGAGAAA